AUGUACACCCCUGGAUAUAACACUGCCCAGGCUAUGUACACCCCUGGAUAUAGCACUGCCCAGGCUAUGUACACCCCUGGAUAUAACACUGCCCAGGCUAUGUACACCCCUGGAUAUAACACUGCCCAGGCUAUGUACACCCCUGGAUAUAGCACUGCCCAGGCUAUGUACACCCCUGGAUAUAACACUGCCCAGGCUAUGUACACCCCUGGAUAUAACACUGCCCAGGCUAUGUACACCCCUGGAUAUAACACUGCCCAGGCUAUGUACACCCCUGGAUAUAGCACUGCCCAGGCUAUGUACACCCCUGGAUAUAACACUGCCCAGGCUAUGUACACCCCUGGAUAUAACACUGCCCCGGCUAUGUACACCCCUGGAUAUAGCACUGCCCAGGCUAUUUACACCCCUGGAUAUAACACUGCCCAGGCUAUUUACACCCCUGGAUAUAACACUGCCCAGGCUAUGUACACCCCUGGAUAUAACACUGCCCAGGCUAUGUACACCCCUGGAUAUAACACUGCCCAGGCUAUGUACACCCCUGCAUAUAACACUGCCCAGGCUAUGUACACCCCUGCAUAUAACACUGCCCAGGCUAUGUACACCCAUGCAUAUAACACUCUGUGGGAACCGACCUAUCUUCACACAUAUCUAGAUAACUGUCCUGAGAUAACUAUUUCGUAUUCCAUUUAA
This is a messenger RNA of Procambarus clarkii (red swamp crayfish), 690 nucleotides long. Its product is annotated as perilipin-4-like. The record is from RefSeq and is a predicted model, not a curated record. Lineage: Eukaryota; Metazoa; Arthropoda; Malacostraca; Decapoda; Cambaridae.